This is a messenger RNA of Rattus norvegicus (Norway rat), 1019 nucleotides long. It is a transcript of the gene Gdpd3, whose product is annotated as glycerophosphodiester phosphodiesterase domain containing 3. The transcript is spliced from 10 exons. NCBI's taxonomy places the organism in Eukaryota, Metazoa, Chordata, Mammalia, Rodentia, Muridae. Gene Ontology annotation, cellular component: membrane; endoplasmic reticulum; perinuclear region of cytoplasm. The record is from RefSeq and is marked validated. Bases 1 to 963 code for a protein of 320 amino acids. Gene Ontology annotation, biological process: glycerol metabolic process; N-acylethanolamine metabolic process; lipid metabolic process. Gene Ontology annotation, molecular function: glycerophosphodiester phosphodiesterase activity; phosphoric diester hydrolase activity.
AUGAUCCCCCUCGUGUACUUCGUUCUGCCCACCCUGGGCAGCUAUGUAAUUCUCUCCAUCUUCUUCCUGCGCCGACCUCACCUGCUGCACACACCCUGGGCUCCAGGGUUCUCCAUCCGCCUGGCUGCACACCGUGGAGGGUCUGGGGAGCGGCUGGAGAACACCAUGGAGGCAAUAGAGAAUUCCAUGGCCCAGAGAGCAGAUCUCUUGGAAUUUGACUGCCAGCUCACCCGAGAUGGCGUGGUGGUAGUGUCACACGACAAAAACCUGUCCCGCCAGUCAGGCCUAAAUAAGGAUAUAAACACCCUGGACUUUGCGCAACUGCCCCUCUACAAGGAAGAACUGGAGAUUUACUUCUCGCCAGGCCAUUUUGCUCACGGGUCAGACCGGCACAUGAUUAGUUUGGAGGAUGUAUUCCAGAAAUUUCCAAGGACUCCCAUGUGCUUGGAGAUCAAAGAAAAAAAUGAAGAACUCAUUCACAAGGUAGCCAACAUGGCGAGGCGCUUUAACCGAAACGAGAUUACUAUUUGGACUUCAGAGAAGAACUCAAUCAUGAAGAGAUGCAAGGCUGCCAACCCUGAGAUGCCCACGGCCUUCACAAUAUGGCGAUCAUUCUGGAUACUGCUGCUCUACUACCUGGGGCUACUGCCUUUUGUCUCCAUCCCUGAGAAGUUUUUCUUCUGUUUCCUGCCCACCAUCAUCAACAGGACUUACUUUCCAUUUUCCUGUGGAUGGAUGAACAAACUGUCGGCUACAGUUACAAAAUGGGCCAUCAUGAGGAAAAGUCUGAUCCAAUACUUGCAGGACCGAGGGGUACAGGUGCUAUUUUGGUGCCUUAAUGAAGAAUCAGAUUUUGAAGUGGCCUUCAGCUUGGGAGCCAAUGGCGUCAUGACUGAUUACCCCACAGCCCUAAGACACUACCUGGACAAGCAGGAACAAAGAGACUCAGCCUCCUCAGUCUGAGGCCCUGUCCUGUCUUUCUCUUAAGGAAAAAUAAAUAAAUAUUUUCUUGUCAGUAA